This is a messenger RNA of Acanthisitta chloris (rifleman), 1279 nucleotides long. It is a transcript of the gene VPS16, whose product is annotated as vacuolar protein sorting 16 homolog (S. cerevisiae). The record is from RefSeq and is a predicted model, not a curated record. The transcript has 13 exons. The annotation marks the transcript as partial. Lineage: Eukaryota; Metazoa; Chordata; Aves; Passeriformes; Acanthisittidae. Gene Ontology annotation, biological process: intracellular protein transport; vacuole fusion, non-autophagic; endosomal transport. Gene Ontology annotation, cellular component: lysosomal membrane; HOPS complex; cytoplasm. Gene Ontology annotation, molecular function: actin binding.
GAAGCUGGAGCUGUACUCCAUGGCCUGGGGACUGCGGGAGGACCUGCGUGACUGUGUGGUCGCAGCUGCCCCUUACGGGGGACCCAUAGGUGCCCGCCCAAUUCUGGAGAUCUACUCGGCCUCGGGGCUGCUCCUGGCCAGUGUCCCGUGGAAGAGUGGCCCACUGGUACACCUGGGCUGGACAGCAGGGGAGGACCUGCUCUGCAUCCAAGAGGAUGGGACUGUGCUCAUCUACAACCUCUUCUGCGAGUUCAAGCGCCACUUCAGCAUGGGCAACGAGGUGCUGCAGAACCACGUGCUAGAGGCCAAGGUGUUCCACACGGAGUAUGGCACCGGUGUGGCCAUCCUGACCGGAGCUCUGCGCUUCUCCCUGGCCACCAACAUUGACGAUCUCAAGCUACGGCGUCUGCCUGAGGUCCCUGGGCUGCAGAAGGCGCCACCGUGCUGGGCCGUGCUGUGCCAGGACAGGGUGACCAUGGUGCUGCUGGCGGUGGGACAGGACCUCUUCCUGCUGGACAACACCUCCUGCUCCGUAGUGACCCCCCCAGGGCUGAGCCCCUCGGCAGGGCCUUACGUGCACAUGGCUGUGUCCUUCAACCAUCGCUACUUGGCUCUCCUCACCGACAGUGGCCACGGCUGGAUGGGACUAGCCACCCUGAAGGAGAAGUUCUGUGAGUUCAACAGCACCAUCCGAGCACCCCCCAAGCAGAUGGUCUGGUGCACACGCCCCCGCAGCCGGCACCGAGCCGUGGUGUUGGCCUGGGACCGACAGCUGAUGCUGCUGGGCAAUUCCUCGGAAUGCAUCCAGUUUGUCCUGGAUGAGGAUUCCUACCUGGUGCCAGAGCUGGAUGGGGUCAGGAUCCUGUCCCGCAGCUCCCACGAGUUCCUGCACGAGAUCCCAGCACCGAGCCAGGAGAUCUUCAGGAUUGCCUCCAUGGCUCCGGGGGCUUUGCUGCUGGAGGCACAGAAGGAGUAUGAGAAGGAGAGUCAGAAGGCUGAUGAGUACCUGCGGGAGAUCAAGGACCAGCAGCUGCUCCCCGAGGCCGUGGACGAGUGCAUCGAGGCCGCAGGCUACGAGCAUGAGCCUGACACGCAGAAGUCACUGCUAAGGGCAGCAUCCUUUGGGAAGUGCUUCCUGGACAAGUUCCCCUCAGAGAGCUUCGUGCGCAUGUGCCAGGACCUGCGGAUCCUCAAUGCCGUCAGGGACUACCAGAUUGGCAUCCCCCUCACCUUCACUCAAUACAAGCAGCUCACCAUUGAGGUGCUGCUGGACAGGUAA